AUGUCUCAAACAGUCUUGAUCUCCGGCGCUACUGGUUUCAUUGCCGCCCACACCGUCCAACAAUUGUUGCAGAAGAACUAUAAAGUGGUUGGAUCAGUGAGAUCCACCGAGAAAGGUGAAAAGCUCAAGAAAUCCUUGAACGAUCCAAACUUCUCCUAUGAGGUUGUCAGUGACAUUGUUGCUGACGGUGCCUUCGAUGACUUUGUCAAGAACCAUCCAGAGGCUACCGUUUUCCUCCACACUGCCUCUCCAUUUCACUUUAAUAUCACUGAUAUUGCUAAGGACUUGUUGGAGCCUGCAGUCAAUGGUACCAAGAGUGCCUUGUCUGCCAUCAAGAAGUACGGUCCUCAGAUCAAGAGAGUGGUGGUGACCUCGUCGUACGCUGCCAUUGGUGACUUUGCUAGUCCUCAAUCUUCUAAGAACGUCGACACUGAGGAUACCUGGAGUCCAUUGACCUGGGAAACCAGUUUGGCCAACCCAUUGGUCGGAUACUGUGGCUCCAAGACUCUUGCCGAGCAGGCUGCAUGGAAAUUUGUCGAAGAGGAGAAGCCUAACUUUAUCUUGUCCACUGUUAACCCAGUAUACGUCUUCGGCCCCCAGCCAUUUGAUGAGCAGGCCGGUGCUGAAAGCUUGAACACUUCUUCUGAGAUUAUCAACUCUGUUCUCAAGGCCACCUCCGAGGACAAGAUCCCAAGUCAUGUUGGAGAUGCUGUUGAUGUUCGUGACGUUGCUGCUGCACACAUUGUCGCUUUCGAGAAGGAUGAUGCUAAGGAGCAGAGACUCUUGCUUACAUCGGAGCCAUUCACUCAACAAGACAUUUUGGACAUUUUGCACAAGGACUUCCCUGAGGAGACCAAGGACCUUCCAGUUGGUACUCCAGGUAGUGGCAAGGAGAAGUUCGAGACCAAGAACACUCUUGACAACUCCAAGACCAGAAAGAUUUUGGGUUUCACUUUGAAGACUUUGGAGGAGACUGUUCACGACAGUGUUGAGCAGCUCUUGAAGGUUAGAAAGUAA
Molecule: messenger RNA, 1017 nt
Organism: Sungouiella intermedia
Lineage: Eukaryota; Fungi; Ascomycota; Pichiomycetes; Serinales; Metschnikowiaceae
Source: the annotation of a GenBank genome assembly